AAAGGUCGGAAGGAAAGAUCUGCCUCACCGGCUCAAGUGCACGUGCAGGAAGUGGUGUGUCGAGCGAACGGUGCUCCAGCCGAGUUUCCUGUGCUCUGUUUACAGCUCAUACUUGGCAAUUAUUUCACCUAUGAAGAGUUAGGACGACUGAGGGGAGUUCAUCCGCAUUGGGAUGAGAUUUGUGGACAAUUGCUGAAUGCCGGUUACUACAGACUUCUCGAAAGGUCGGAUAAAAUGCUUAUGAAGUUGCAACGACAAUUGCCAGCUGAUCCAAGCUUGCACUUCCCAACCAGCAUUCUCACCAGCGUUCAAGUGCACAUUCUGAACCCCGUCGAUAUUAUGAGAGCGGUUCUAGACGAAGGUGUAUGCUGUUUCCCUUAUGGAGCGAUUCUCGACAAAACAAAUGCCAUUCUUGAUCAGAUCGAGCUUAUGCUAUACGGUGGAGAGCACAUAAAAAUCAAAUGGGAACCUGUCGCUUUGUUGGCAAAGAGAGCAUCAUUGCAUUAUCGAACCCAUUUGGAGAGGACAAUGGAAGACAGACUUGGCGAGGGAUUGCGAUUGAAGGCUGCACAACGAAUUUUGCGACUUGACUCGUUUCUUGUUGAGAGUACAGUGACAAAACUUGAGAAGGACACCACGAAGGCUAGAGACGAGCUGAAGUGGGAACUGGAGCAGUUGCAGCAACAGAAUGCUCAGCUACGGAAGGACAAUCGUCAGUUGAAGAUUGAACACAUGCGUCUGGAAACCCGUGUCGAGGUGCUUGAGCAGAAAUUCAAGACUCUGGCUCGACUACUCAGC
Molecule: messenger RNA, 798 nt
Organism: Ostertagia ostertagi
Lineage: Eukaryota; Metazoa; Nematoda; Chromadorea; Rhabditida; Trichostrongylidae
Source: the annotation of a GenBank genome assembly